Molecule: messenger RNA, 2403 nt
Organism: Xenopus tropicalis (tropical clawed frog)
Lineage: Eukaryota; Metazoa; Chordata; Amphibia; Anura; Pipidae
Gene: irx2
Product: iroquois homeobox 2
Exons: 5
Coding region: 443-1813 (456 amino acids)
Biological process (GO): proximal/distal pattern formation; brain development; regulation of DNA-templated transcription
Cellular component (GO): nucleus
Molecular function (GO): DNA binding; DNA-binding transcription factor activity, RNA polymerase II-specific
Source: RefSeq, marked provisional
CCUCCCUGCCAGAAAAAAAGUCCAUCCUGGCAGCAGGCGCUGGGGGAGCUGGCUGGCUGUGGGAGCUCCAUAUGCAGCAGCCACUUUGUUGAGCACCUUGAUCACUCUGCUCUGCUUCUCCUUCCUGUGAGCCUCUCUCCAGCUCAUGAUCUGCUUCUCCCCUCCAUCACCCCUCUGCGCUUAUUCUCUGAUUGGAUUUCUACCUAUCCAUGAUCACACAGAGAGCAGAUUGAUCUGCGGCUGGUGGGUGCCCCAGAGGGGAGGGGUGGAGGCAGGACACUUUUAUUUCCUUGCAUGAGUGAGGACAGAAGCGAGAAGGCACAGCUGAGCGAGAAUAAGGGCAGAAAACACUGUCGUUAUUGACCUGCCCCCUCCCCUUUUCACCCUGAUCCGUGUAACUCAGUCAGCUCGGUGAUUCUCUGCUUCUGCACCCGGAGCUGCCAUGUCCUAUCCUCAGGGUUACCUCUACCAGCCUCCCGGCUCCCUAGCGCUCUACUCCUGCCCGGCGUACGGGGCUUCAGCGCUGGCCGCCCCCAGGAGCGAGGAGCUGGCCAGGUCAUCGUCCGGCUCCGCCUUCAGCCCCUACCCGGGAUCGGCUGCCUUCACUGCCCAAGCGGCCACGGGCUUCAGUAGCCCCCUGCAGUACUCCAGCGACCCGGCCGGAUUCCCUUCUUACAUGGGAUCGCCUUACGAUGCGCACACAACUGGCAUGACUGGGGCCCUCAGCUAUCACCCCUAUGGAAGUGCAGCUUAUCCCUACCAACUUAAUGAUCCUGCAUACAGGAAAAACGCUACCAGGGACGCUACCGCCACCCUAAAAGCCUGGCUGCAGGAGCACAGGAAGAACCCUUACCCCACCAAGGGGGAGAAGAUCAUGCUGGCCAUAAUCACCAAGAUGACCUUAACCCAGGUCUCAACGUGGUUUGCCAAUGCCAGAAGGAGACUAAAGAAGGAGAAUAAGAUGACCUGGGCUCCCAGGAAUAAAAGCGAAGACGAAGAUGAUGAUGAAGGCGAUGGGGAAAGGGUUAAAGAAGAACAAUCGGAAAAGGCCCAAGACUGCAAUGAGACUUCAGCAGAGGACGAAGGUAUCAGUCUGCACGUUGACUCCCUGACAGAUCAUUCUUGUUCGGCUGAUUCCGAUGGAGAGAAGUUGCCUUGUAGGGCCACCGACCAUCUUUGCGAAUCGGGGUCCGAAUCUAAAGAGAAAUAUGACGACGAUGAAGACGAAGAGGAAGGUGAUGAAGAAGACAGAGUGCUCCCAGUUAAACCUGCAACCUCAUCCCCACUCACAGGUGUGGAAGCACCAAUUCUAAAUCACCAACAGGACGGAAGCCCAAGAAACUCAAAUAAGACAAGUUUGGACAAUGGAAUGUCUCCAAGUUCGCAGACACCAGCCAGCAAACCAAAACUGUGGUCACUAGCUGAAAUAGCCACCUCGGAUCACAAGCAUUCUAACCUGGGUUCUGUCUUAUCUUCUGCCACUUCUUCCGCAGCUCACAAUCCCAGCUACCCCUCCUCUUCACUCCUAGGGAGGCACAUAUAUUAUACAUCGCCUUUUUAUAGCAAUUAUACGAACUAUGGGAAUUUCAAUGCUCUCCAAAGCCAAGGGAUUCUGCGGUAUAGUUCCGCAGCAGUGACUGCUAAUGAAGGACUAAACCAGACUGUACUAAGCACCAGCUCCAUGCACAAACACACCAGUGACUCUGUAAGAACAGCCAGCAACCAGCUAGAUCAGCACUACAGGCCCACAAACUUCGAAUCUAAAAAAGAUCCCAGUGAAGUCUGCACAGUAGGAGUACAACCAUACCCAUAGAUGUGCAGUCAGACAGCAAUGCAAGUAGAUGUCACAAUUGGUUUGAAAAAAGUCAGCAAGCCAUCACCUCUUCCCCUGCUAAUAAGUAUUACAAAUAUCUAAAUCCGGAUCACACUCUGUGCCACUGUAGAAACGAAGAUCAACAGAACACUAUUAAAGCUCCAUAUAUUUUUAAUACAAAGAGAUCUCCCUUGGACAUAUGUGAAAUUCUUGGUAUAGUAUAGUUACCCCGAUCUUGUGACUCUCUGCAAACAAUGAUCUGUUUUCUCAGGAUAUCUUGACUUGAUCACUUCAUUGCCACGACAUGUAUUCAAUAGGUGUGAUAGAAUAAAUUGUGAAGAAUGGAGAGAAGAAAAUAUUUGUGAAAGAUGUAUACAAUAGAGACCAUAAUUCCUAAAUGAGGAACUGGAGUACUUAAAAUAUCGGGUUAAAAGGAAACAAAAAAGUGUAAAGAAAAAACACAGAUUUGAUAUUUAUUUUUGUAAUGAUGAUAUUAAAGCUUAUAGUAAUUUAUGCAAGUUGUAUUGCAAAGAAAUUCCCAAACUUGUUUUUGUAAAUAAAUGUUGCCUGGUUUUUAUUUGAAAACAAAA